AUGGGCACUCUCGCGCUCCACUCCGGACGUACAAACCUCAGCUUAUGGGUCCUGAAGGAUGACACCUCGUCACGUAGAGUCGUACAAAUUUUCAGCCGCCAUGUUGCAGAUUCGCAUUUUACGACUAUCACGUCCGGCUCGGUUCUUCACGAGCACGAACCUUGCUGGCCUGCGAUUGCGAAGACGUGGAAGAACCAAAUUGACACCUUCGCCAAUCUGGGCUUCAGAGUGAUUGCCCCAGACAUGCCAGGCUAUGGUCGUACAUCAGCACGCAAGAAGAUCGAAGACUACUCUUUGGAGAGCAUCAACAUUGCAAUGGCUGCUAUGCUGGACCACGUCGGCCAGGAAGCUGCGAUCUGGAUCGGGCAUGAUUGGGGUUGUGGUGCGGUCUGGUCUUUCGCAGAGCACUACCCCGAGCGAACCAUUGCAGUGGCAGGGUUAGCAGUGCCGAGCCAUGUCAUUGAGAAAGGUCUUGAAGAAGAGCUGAAGACUGUCAACCGCGACACUUAUCCCGAAGACCAGUAUCCUUACGGCCAGUGGGACUAUCAACGAUUCUAUCAAGUCAACUUUGAAAAGGCUACAUCAUGGUUUGACUCCGAUAUCGCAGCAUGCGUGCGUGCUUUCUAUGCGAAAGGCAGUCCAGCCAGCCUCGGCAAGCCAGCCUUCACAGCGAAUGUGCAGAAAGAUGGUGGGUGGUUCGGUGGCCUCGAGAAGCCAGACCCAGCCUGGAAACAAAUCCCGAUCGAAGCAACCUGCAUUGACGAGGAUAUCUACAAAGAUCUCGUCGAAGCCAUGGAGCGCACUUCAUUCUACGGUGCCGAUGCAUGGUACGCGAACCACGAAACGAACCGAAAAUACUUCUUCGAGAAAGCCAAGAACGAUGGCUAUCUCCAUAUGCCAACGCUUUUCAUUCAUGCGAGAUACGACACCAUCUGUGACACUUUCACAUCUUCCCUAGCCGAGCCCGGCAGGAAGUUUUGUACAAACUUGACAGAGGCAAGUAUUGAAGCCGGUCAUUGGGUCGCUCAAGAGAAGCCGGAGGAAGUCAACCAAAUCAUCACGAGAUGGAUUCUGGAAUCUGUACCACAGCAGUGGCCGGGUUAUUGGACUCGUGGGUUUGUUAAGUCGAAGGUCUGA
This is a messenger RNA of Pseudocercospora fijiensis CIRAD86, 1137 nucleotides long. RefSeq lists its product as uncharacterized. Gene Ontology annotation, molecular function: hydrolase activity. The transcript is spliced from 4 exons. The record is from RefSeq and is a predicted model, not a curated record. Lineage: Eukaryota; Fungi; Ascomycota; Dothideomycetes; Mycosphaerellales; Mycosphaerellaceae. The coding region runs from base 1 to 1137 and encodes 378 amino acids.